AUGGUGGUCCCCAACACCGCAGUCCUGCGCAAGGGACCUCAGAGGCUGGGCCUGGAGACCCCACCCCAUCUGGUAGCCACUGCAAAGCCGCUGCCCAUGACUCUUCCGUCUGCUCAAGAAGACCCGCCCACCUCCUCAGCCAGAGAUCCCAACUCCUUGCCAGGUGAGCGCCCAGUCUCACCCACAGCCCUGCCCCCAGGUGGUGCCAUGGAAGGAGCAACCCAGGCCGUCCUCUUUGUGCUGGCAGGCCUGCCCGCUGUGGAAGCCAGCGACCUGUUUGAGAAAGACAGUCCUUUCUACUACGACUGGGAGAGCCUGCAGCUGGGCGGCAUGAUCUUCGCGGCGCUGCUGUGCAUCAUAGGAAUUGCCUGGGCCCUGAGUGGCAAGUGCAAGUGCAAGUGGAGCAAGGGGCUCAGCCCCCCCGCCUGAGGGCACCUCAUUCCUCGAGGCAGGCGCCAGGGGCUGCUGAGCCCAGGACCAGCUGUGUGGGACUCGCUGCCCACCGCCUUGCUGCUGGCUCCCUCCCAGGAUGGCCUGGUCACUUCCGGAGCUUAUUUAUUAAACUAUCCCACCACUGUG
This is a messenger RNA of Chinchilla lanigera (long-tailed chinchilla), 579 nucleotides long. RefSeq names its product FXYD domain containing ion transport regulator 4 (gene Fxyd4). Bases 1 to 429 code for a protein of 142 amino acids. The transcript is spliced from 9 exons. Lineage: Eukaryota; Metazoa; Chordata; Mammalia; Rodentia; Chinchillidae. Gene Ontology annotation, molecular function: sodium channel regulator activity. The record is from RefSeq and is a predicted model, not a curated record. Gene Ontology annotation, biological process: regulation of sodium ion transmembrane transporter activity; potassium ion transmembrane transport. Gene Ontology annotation, cellular component: membrane.